This is a messenger RNA of Staurois parvus, 450 nucleotides long. NCBI's taxonomy places the organism in Eukaryota, Metazoa, Chordata, Amphibia, Anura, Ranidae. The record is from the annotation of a GenBank genome assembly.
GCUGAUCAGAGGGAAAUGCAAGUGCCGGGCACUGAUGAUCAGUGCCCUGAUGAUCGGUGCCCAGCAGUGCCACCCGCAAGUUCCGCCCACCUGUGCCCAGCAGUGCGCCCACUAGCUCCGCCCACCGGUGCCCAGCAGAUCACCCACCUGUGCCCAGCAGUGCACCCACCUGUGCCCAGCAGUGCACCCACCUGUGCCACUCUGCAGUGUCACACACCUGUGCCCAGAUGUGCCACCUACCUGUGCCCAGCAGUGCCACCCACCUGUGCCCACCCACCUGUGCCCACCAGUGCCACCCACCUGUGCCCACCCACCAGUGCAGCCCAGCAGUGCUGCUGCGCAGCGGUUGUGCCAGUCAGUGCCGCCAGUCAGUGCCCAGCAGUGAUGCCAGUCAGUGCCGUCUAUCAGUACCCAUCAUCAGUGUCACCUAUCAGUGCCGCCUAUCAGUGC